GUCUGUAUCCUCUUAGCUCUAUCCUAUCUAUCUCUAUAUAUAUAUAUAUAUAUAUACGCAUACAAUUAACAGAGACACGCACACACACACACACAGAGAUGGGGGGUAUGAGUGAGAAGCAAGAAGCAUUGGUUAAAGAAUCAUGGGAAGUGAUGAAACACAACAUUCCUGACCUCAGUCUUCGUUUCUUCACUUUGAUUCUGGAGAUAGCACCACCAGCAAAGAACAUGUUCUCAUUUCUAAAGGACACAGAUGAAAUCCCACAAAACAACCCAAAGCUCAAAGCCCAUGCUGUUAAAGUCUUCAAAAUGACAUGUGAAUCAGCCAUUCAACUUCGUGAGAAAGGUGAAGUGGUGGUUGCGGACACUACUCUCAAGUGGUUGGGAUCUGUUCAUCUACAAAAGGGAGUGAUUGAUCCACACUUUGAGGUUGUGAAAGAAGCAUUGCUGAGAACAGUGAAGGAGGCGACGGGGGAGAAAUGGAGUGAGGAGAUGAAUGGUGCGUGGGCAGAAGCCUAUGAUCAGCUAGCAACUGCCAUCAAGAAUGAGAUGCAUGCAGAGGCAGCUACUGCUGCUGCCAUCAACUCCUCAUAGUUCUCGAUUUUAUGAUCCGCAGUGGACUGCUGGAUGUGGUCGUCGUUUGUGAUUUCAUCUCAUUUUAUCUUGUCUCGAUGAAGAAAAAAUAAGAUAAAAUGGGUUUGGUAGGGAUGUAAUACUUCGAAUAUGUGUUUGAAUGUGAA
Sesamum indicum (sesame) is the source of this 739-nucleotide messenger RNA. It is a transcript of the gene HB2, whose product is annotated as hemoglobin 2. NCBI's taxonomy places the organism in Eukaryota, Viridiplantae, Streptophyta, Magnoliopsida, Lamiales, Pedaliaceae. Gene Ontology annotation, molecular function: oxygen binding; heme binding. The record is from RefSeq and is a predicted model, not a curated record.